AGUCAAAUGUUUCAAUUCUUUUGAUGUGUUGAUCAGUUAUCGUAUGAUGAUACAUGAAAAAGAACAUCGAAGGAACUUUUUAUUUUUACCACUAGAUGGCAAUAUUAAAACGUAUAUAAAAAGGUUUUUUCAUUGAAAAAGCAAUAAAAAGAAAAACAGUGCUAAAAGUAAUAUUUUUCUAUUAAUAUUUAUAAUAAGGAAAUAUAUGUUCAAAAAUUAUGGCUAAGAGAAAAAGUAUCAAUAAACGCACGUCUAGAUACAGUCAUCGAUCUAGCGCAGGAUCUGGCUUUCUGGAUCCGAAUUCAGAAAUACUUGAAGAGGAAGAACCUUUUUGGUGGAAUAACUUGACAAACAAUGUUAAUUCGCACUUGACGAAAUACAAUGCAAUAAAUGAAACAAGUAAAUAUUUAGAUUCUGAUUCACAAAUGCAAUCAUCUAAUACAAAUUAUGAAUGGUGGAAAAUGUUAGAAUCAUCAGAUUCUGAAGUUACAGAUGAUUUACUAAAACGAGAAACAGUUCCAUUGAAAAACAUGAUUACAUCUGAUACGGAUGAAAAUGAAAAUGAUGUACCAUUGCAAAAAAGAAAAAUUAAAAUACGUAGUAAAUCAAAAAGAAGUAAAAGUAAUGCCUUUUUAAAAGCUUUAAACGAUUCGAAAAAUUCGGAAUCUUCUAUAUCAGAGAAAAUAAAUUCUACUACAAAGCCUACAAAUAAUGAAUCCACUAGUAAAAAAUCACUACAAAAAUCGGAUUCUGCACAGAAACAUAUGAAUAAAGAGAGUAAUGAUAGUACUGUAACUAGUAUUGAUCAAAGUCACACCACAGACAAAAUCUUAAAAUCAAAACCAAAUGUUUUUAGAAAAAGAUAUAAAGAAAAAAGUGAAAAUGCAUUUGAAAAUCUACUUAAAUCAAGUGAAGAUUUACAUAAUAAAACAGGAAGAACUGAAUUAAUAUCUAAAAGUUCCUUUGCUAAAUCAAUCGAAAAAGAUUACACAUCAAAAGAAAUUGUUUCUGACACAUCAACGAAAAAAAAUGGAUUAGAAACAUCUUCAAAAACAAUUCCAUUCGAAAAUGCUAUCAUAAAUUCAGUAACUUCAAAACACGAUGAUAAUCUCAUUUAUUUGAAUCGUAGUGAUUCAAGCUUUAGUCUUUUAAAUAGUACUAAUGAAAAUAUUCAUUUAGAAUUUCAAUCUAAUAACACGCAUGAAACUUUACCUAAAAAUGUAUCUACAAAUGCCUCUAUAAAGCAAAAAGAAUCUUCUGUAAUGGAAAAAGAUACAAAUUUAACUAUGUAUGCUAGCACUUCCUCUAAAAAAGUUAAUGAUUCUAUUACAAAUAAUGAAAAAAUUGAAAAUCACGAAACUAUCAAUAACAAAGAAACAACGUUAGCAAAUGUAAGACAUGUAGAUACUCCAAAUAAGAGUGGAAUGGAGAAUAGUAUCAAUCAAGAGAUAAAUAAUUCUAAUAUAAAAAAAACAAUUCACGCCUCAGAACAUGAAAAUAUGGAUAAAAGAAAUUCGAUAACCACAAUUAAUAAUGAAAAUAAUGAAUUUCAAGCAUCUACCAGCAUAGCAUCAAAAAAUUCAAUGAAUUUACCUACUUCUAAAUCUAGAGAAAUCAAUGAUUUUGAAAAUAAAAGAAUUUCGUUUAAAAUAUCGUCCGAGCCAAACAAUAUAAACAAUAGCAUAUAUAGUAGAAAUUUCACAGAUCAUAAUUCAAUUAAUAUGGAACAUACUGCAAUAGAUGCUUUUCCAGGAAAUCAAAUACAUGCAAUAAAUAGUGGUAAUGAUUCAGUACAUACAGCAAAUGUAAUAACGGAUGCAAGUGAAAGUACAACAUUAAAAAAGAUGUCUAGAUCUAAGAAUACAAGUAUUCAUAAUAUUUCUGAGUCAAAUGAAGAAAAUGUUUUAAAAAAUAACAACAAAAUACAAACAAAAGAUUCAUAUAUGAAAGCACUUAGUUUAAAUAAAACCACAAUAGAUGCUGUUACUGGUAAUAAUAAACAAAAUGAUAAUGAACAUUAUGUAGAUCAACGUAAUCAUGAAAUAUCAGAUUCAAUUAAUACUGGUCAGCAGAAAAAAAUUAGUGAAUACUUUACAGUUACAAAUUCCAAGUUGAUUUCUCCAACCAAAGCGAAACAAUCAAAACAUUCUCUAUUUUUGAGUAAUACCAAAGAAGACGAAGAAAUCAAGGCAAGAUUGAAUAAAAAGCAGAAAACAAUUAUUAAUAAAGCAAUUAAUGUGCAUCUUACCAAAACAAAGACCCCACAAUUAAAGAAAAAGCAAAUAAUAGAAAAAAUAGAAAAACUCAGAAUGGGAGAAACACAAACACACUCGGCAAAAGAUAAAGUUAAUAAAGCUUAUAUAGUAAAUGGAGAAAUAUAUAAAAGACCGAAACUUCCACGUCCAAAAUAUUGGGUUACCGAUCGUCUUUAUCGUUUUCUUUGGAAAAUAAUGGAACCAAAAUGCAAAUUAUUAACAAGAGUGCAGUCUGAAAAAUUUGUGCAAGAACUAUCUAACAUCGUAUCCGUUAUUACAAAGGCUAAGAAAUACAAAAACUACGAAACUAUUUUGAAUACUUUAAUGAAAAAAAUGGCAAAUUUAGGUAUCAUUCGUACACGUAAUGAUUUUUAUAAUUUUUGUUAUGAUUUUCUUCCUUAUGAGUUCCGCAUUAAAGUAGUGCCCAUGAUACUUCCUGGUAAUGUUAGAAAUAUACCAUAUGAUCCAGAAACGUUAAAUAAAUCAUUACUCGAGGAAUAAAUUAUUUUAUUAUUAUUAUAUUAAGAAUAAUUCUAAUUACAUAAUAUGAUUUGUAUGACAUAUUGUAUUAUUCUAUAUUGCAAAUUUCUAAGCAUUGUUAUUUAGUUGUUAUAUCUUUAACAUUCAUUUUUCUUAUACGUUUAUAGUGGUUAAGUAAUUUUGUGAUUAAUAAAGUAUUCAAUUG
Vespula pensylvanica (western yellowjacket) is the source of this 2940-nucleotide messenger RNA. RefSeq lists its product as uncharacterized. The transcript is spliced from 4 exons. Bases 219 to 2756 code for a protein of 845 amino acids. The record is from RefSeq and is a predicted model, not a curated record. Lineage: Eukaryota; Metazoa; Arthropoda; Insecta; Hymenoptera; Vespidae.